Messenger RNA from Pimephales promelas (fathead minnow), 1284 nucleotides. The record is from RefSeq and is a predicted model, not a curated record. NCBI's taxonomy places the organism in Eukaryota, Metazoa, Chordata, Actinopteri, Cypriniformes, Leuciscidae.
AAAAAAAAGAAAAAAGAUAUCAUCAUCAAACCAAGCUCAACGCAGAUUUAACUGACCUGCUAGGCUACCACACAUGCUGAAAACAUGAUGCAAACUGUUGAGACGAAGACAUUUUGUGGAGUAAUUUUCCUCGACGAGGACAUUACAGAAGUUGUGCCAAGGUCAUGGGUUAAAGGUGAUGAAUGUUUUUGGCCAACAUUCAUUUCUGAGGAAAAAACCCAAAAGGCCAUAAAGAGGCAUGAAAUGCCAGGCCCUGGCUGGAAAAUCUUCAAAAUAAGAACACUCUUUGAAAAAGUAGAUGACUUCAGUAAGGCAAGGCAAAAGCUGAAGGACUACAACAGAAAUGGAACGACAGUCCUCCAGUCAGAGGAUGAGAGCUCAAUGGCAAAAAGGAGAAGAAAAGCGACACAUUACCCAGGAUUUGAAAACGGCGGUACUGACUCUGAAACUGAGAAGACUCCAAAAAGAAGACCAGAUUCUCGGCCUCGGCCUCGGCAACCACUCGCUAUUAGCGCUACCCUUCCUAGUCUCCCUCCAGCCCCCCUCUUGGACAUCGCAGUGGACAUGGGUCAGGAGUCUCUGGACAACACAGGACAGGAAACCUUUACAGACAUAAGCUGGAAUGUGAGGAGGGAGUCAGACCCCUUCAAUGUAAUCAAUAGCUCAGCGCACCAGUCAACACCACCACCACCUCAACACUCAGCGCACCAGUCAACACCACCACCACCUCAACACUUGAGUCCAGUGUUUGACAUUAAUAUGGGCUUCCCCUAUUCACAUGCCAGCGGUGGUGGAGAGCCUGGAGGUCACCUCCUCUUCAAGCCAACUUUCAGAGUUGGCCAUGAAACAGGGCCAAUUCCUUGCACACCGGCUCAGCUACAUGGCCUAUUACUUUUGGAAAACCUAAAGCAGCAGGUUGCCCAACUCGCCACCACUGUGAACCUGCUCAUGGCCAAGGUCAAUAACGGCCUCCAACCAGCAGCCUUUGAGUGGUCCGGGGAAUUUCAUUUCCCCCUGGAAUCAGAUGCAGAGCUGGACCGCUUUGAGACCUGGCUGGCGGACCCUGCCAACGAUAGGCAGAAACAUGCCCUUGUGAAUACCCUGUCUGCUGUCGGGGGUGUAGAUUUGAAGAGGGUGACAUGGAAUAUUCUUUCAUACAUGUUUUCCUGCCCCCUGUCUCGCACGAUUAAUUGGAAGGGUGUGAACAAGAAGAGGGCCUUCCACAGGAUGGCAUCACGGACCCUCCUCAGCCGUAAGUAUAGGCUAUUGUUUCAAAUGUCCUAA